Molecule: messenger RNA, 1071 nt
Organism: Pristis pectinata (smalltooth sawfish)
Lineage: Eukaryota; Metazoa; Chordata; Chondrichthyes; Rhinopristiformes; Pristidae
Product: prolactin-releasing peptide receptor-like
Exons: 1
Coding region: 1-1071 (356 amino acids)
Biological process (GO): G protein-coupled receptor signaling pathway
Cellular component (GO): plasma membrane; neuron projection
Molecular function (GO): neuropeptide binding; neuropeptide Y receptor activity
Source: RefSeq, a predicted model, not a curated record
AUGGAGGCGGAGAGCACGGCCAACGGCAGCAUUGCCAACAGAAGCUCCCCACUGAGUUUCGCCGGCACCGACCUGCUCCAGCGGUACAAGCCCUUCUUCAUCCUGCUGUACUGUGCGCUGGUGGCCGUGGCCUGCGUGGGCAACGCCUUCCUGAUCGGCUGCAUCGCGGCGGACAAGAAGCUCCACAAUGCCACCAACUUCUUCAUUGGCAACCUGUCGGCCGCCGACCUGCUGAUGUGCCUGAGCUGCGUGCCCCUCACCCUGUCCUACGCCUUCGAGCCGCGGGGCUGGCUCUUCGGGGGCUUCAUGUGCCACUUCGCCUCGCUGCUGCAGUCUGCCACCGUCUACGUGUCCGUGCUGUCGCUGACGGCCAUCGCCGUGGACCGCUACAUGGUGGUGGCGCACCCCAUCCGCCGGAGGAUCACCCUGGGAGCCUGCGGCGCCGUGGUGGGCGCCAUCUGGCUCCUGUCGGUAGGCCUGGCGGUGCCGGCCACCGCCAACGUCCGCUACCUGGAGCUCAGGCAGGCGGGCAGCGAUGUGAACAUCUGCGAGGAGUUCUGGCGGGGGAUGGAGAGGGAGAGGCUACUCUACUCAUGCGCGGUGAUGCUGGUUUCGUAUGUGGUGCCGCUGGGUGCUGUCACCAUGUCCUACUGGGCCAUCACCAUCCACCUGAGGCGGAGGAGCGCGCCCCAGGCCGGGUGGCAGAGCCAGGCCACGUGGAACCGGAGGAAGAGGAAGGUCUUCCAGCUGCUGGUGGUAUCAGUGGCCACCUUCGCUGGCUGCUGGCUGCCCCUCCAGAUCCUGAACCUGGUCCGUGACCUGGACGCAGACUUCGAGAUCCUGGACGUGCGCUACCUCAAUGUGGCGCAGGUCUCCUGCCACUGGGUAGCCAUGAGCUCCUCCUGCUACAACCCCUUCAUCUACGCCUCACUGCACCGCAAGUUCCGCCUCCGGCUAUGUGCCCGCUUGCGGCGCUGCCGCCAGCACGGGGACAUCCCGCCGGCCUCCCGCUCCACCAGCCGGGCCCACUGGGUCCCCGAGGCCGGGCUGGGCCGAGCUCAGACCCCCUGA